UCAUUAGAUUACCCACUUCCUUUAUUUAAAUAUUAUAUUUAUUAAUUACAAAGUACAUAUAAACUGUGCAGUGGGAAUACAUACUCAGAAAAGCAAAAUGAAACUUCUCUUCAUUGUAAUUGUAAUUACAAUUUCACAGCUGCAUGCAAUCAGUCUGGAAGAAUCCCUCGUCGCACCUUACGCAAACGCACUUCAAGACAACAUUGCCAGCACGCAACUCCAACAACAGAUAAACUCCUCAAUGGCCUCGAUAGUUGCAAACAUGGCCACCUACGAUUUAUAUGCAAGAAACUUAACUUAUUAGGUCCUUGAGGAAUACCGCACUAGCAUUUCGCAGAAGGUCUCCACUUUCAAAUCAAGCGUAAGCCGCGUGCAAAGUAGAAGUCGUGCUUUUGCGAGUGAAAAAAAUAUUGUUGUAAAAUGUCUUUUAGAAGAAGGCCAGUUAGAUCUUUUAGCUGACCAAGUCAACGAACAGGUUAAGAAGUGCGCAACUGUCGCGCUGGCCGAAAUGGUGAAUGUCAUUAGUGACAGCUUAAAUGAAGCUCAGACUUUCAUGACUAUACCUCAAGUUAUUGGGAGGGAUGUCCAACGGUGUGGACUGUCCAAUAGCUGCAGAUGGGAUAUCGUUGGGGAUGCUAUUUCUCAAGCUAUUCAGGUUCCUCCUAAGGUAUUUGCACUAGCAGCGAAAAUACAGUCCAUUGCUCUGCGUACUGUAAUGUCAAUAGACAGUUGUGGAUUACAGGGAUUGCGAGGAAUUACUCAAACUGCAGUUGGUAUGCUGGAAGACAUCUUCCUCUGUAUCGGCAAUGGCUUUAAUCCUGAUAACCCUAGUACGAAUGCCAGCUUAGCAAAUUAAAGGCAAUACCUCUUUAGUGUCUGUUUUGUUUUAAUUUUUUAUAAUUAUCGUAUAGAUUUUAUGUUAAUUUUACAUUUUAAAUGGGACACACAUACGUAAAUAUUUGUGUAAUGUUUAAUACAAAUAACUGUAUAGUUUCGUUAUUCCUAUGUAUAUUUUGUCUAUAUGUACCUGUUUGUGAAUAAAUGCGGAAUAUUUUAGGGGGUGGUUG
This is a messenger RNA of Anoplophora glabripennis (Asian longhorned beetle), 1067 nucleotides long. RefSeq lists its product as uncharacterized. NCBI's taxonomy places the organism in Eukaryota, Metazoa, Arthropoda, Insecta, Coleoptera, Cerambycidae. Bases 509 to 856 code for a protein of 115 amino acids. The record is from RefSeq and is a predicted model, not a curated record. The transcript is spliced from 3 exons.